UGUGCACCUCUUGUAAUACAUUGACAUUUGACGAUUUGGAAUUAGAAGUAAAAAAAUGUUGAGGUUAAGUACGGGUACAGACAAAAAAAUAUGAAUUUAAUUUUAGUCAAAAUCAGAAGACAAAGGCGUUUGAGGUUCAUUUCAGAUGUCAUACGAUGAACACAAGAACUACAAAUACGCAUUUAAUUAUAGUUUCAUUAAUUUUUCUUAAUAUACCCAUUUUACUAGCCAUUAUUACAAUACAUGAUCAAGACGGUUUUAGUCAAAGUCUUGAGGUACAGAAUGAAACAGAACAGAGUAUUCCAAAGAGUGUUCAGGACAGUGGUAGUGACCUGGAACCCAGUGUGGAACUAAAUCUGGAGGUUGUUAAUGUGGAUUCUGGGUCGAAGGAAUUGACUGAUAACACGACUGAAAAUUCUGAUGUAGUUACUAGAACUUUACCCAAUGAUACUCCAGUAUUGUUACAAACAGAUAGUUCACCUGUAGAUUUAGAACACAUUGCCGAAGUUUCAUUAGUUCUAACUAGUCAGAAUGGAGAAAUACGAACACAGAAUAUUGCUGCUGCAACUGAAAACAUUCCAAGCAACAUUUCCUCUAAUAUUUCAAAUGUUGAUGUUGAAAACCUUACAGAAAGUACACAAUUGGAGACGGAGUCUGAGGGGAAAAAUAUCACUGAGGAUAAAUCGGAAGAAAUACCUUCUUUUUCAGAGUGGGCACAAAAAAGGCUGGAAGAAGUUGAGAAAAAUAAACAGUCAAACGAGUCUGUCAAGGGACAGGUUAUUAAUGGUAAACACUUUCUAUUUUUGGGAAAGGGUAUGAACCCCAAACUUCGUUGGAAGAAUUAUGCCUCUCUCGACUGUGGAGCCAAAGUGGUUGGGGCUAAUUCUGAGUCUGUCAGUCCUGGGUCGAUCCUAUCUCCUGCCGUCGACGAAUAUAAGUUGAGCCCUUGUACCAGCCGAAUAUGGUUCGUUGUAGAACUCUGCGAGGCAAUACAAGCGCAGCGAAUCGAUCUGGCCAAUUACGAAUUGUUCUCAUCAUCGCCAAAGGAUUUCACAGUAUCUGUGAGUGAGAGAUUCCCUACCAAAGACUGGGUAAUCGUAGGAAAGUUCACUGCGAAAGAUGAGAAGGAUAUUCAGAGUUUCGACAUAGAAACACAGCUUUUUGGAAAAUAUAUAAAAGUGGAGAUCAAAUCUCAUUAUGGGACAGAGCACUACUGCCCUAUUUCAUUGUUUAGAGCAUAUGGGAUGUCAGUUUUUGAAGUAUUACAGAAAGAAGACCCUGGCAACGAGAACACUACCGAUCAAGACGAUGACGACGAUGACGACGACGAUGAAGAAAUCCUUAACAUAGAUCAUAACCCUGGCAAAGCCCAAAAGAACGUCUUCACCUCCGCUACUGACGCCGUAAUAUCGAUGGUGAAACGUGCGGCCGAAGCCCUAGGUAACAAGGUCGACAAUGAAACAGUCUUUGUCAAAAAAUCUAAUGCCAGCACUCUAGUCAACACAUGCAGUUCGCCGAGACACGUUAUUGUCUGUAAUAAUUGCAGUGAAACACUCUUCGGGCAGAUAUUCGAACUGCUGAGCUGCAAAGCUGAAGAGAUCAGUAAACUAGUCAGCAUUCCGGCUAUAAUGACUGCUUUGCUGGAUUCUGAUGUUUGCCGGAGGUUUGGGUACGAAUUCAAUCCAUCCUUCAAAGAGACUAUCAAGUUGGAACAUUUCGAAGCAUUUUUUCCUGAAAAGUACUUAGGAGCGAUGUGUAACGAAGCUGCCAUUCUAGAAAAGCAGGGACUGCUCAACGUGAGCCAGCAGUUCCUGAAUGUAACAAAAACUCUAACCAAAGAUAAAAUUAUAAACAUGAACAUCGAAGAUUCGGAAGAACCGAAGCUAAGCACCAAUGAUACUUUUGUAGAAAAUAUUGAAGUUGUUGACCACAGUGAUACACCUUCAAGCACCACUUCUGAGGAUGUUUCUCAGAUUAAACCAACGAAGACCUUCAGUUUGGAUCCGAAUCUAACUCAGACGGUUGUUGAAGCUGAAGACUCCGGGUUGGAAAGCAUCACAGAGUCUCCCGAAACCACCACAGUGACUUCUCAUGAGAUUACAAUCGAAAAUCCUCUCAGUGUAGAGGUAGAGGCAACUACAGAGGGUGCGGAGAUACUGGAGGAACAUAUCGAUCAUAUAGCUGAUAUGAAUAUAGACAACCCGAGUACGGCUGUCCCUUCUAGUACUUCUACAAAUUCACCUCAAGCGCCGAAGGAGUCUAUAUUUAUGAGAUUAUCGAAUAGAAUUAAGGCUUUGGAAAGAAACAUGUCUCUUUCAAGCCAAUACUUGGAAGAGCUGAGCAAGAGAUAUAAAAAGCAAGUAGAGGAAAUGCAGCUCCUGUUAGAGAAGACCGUCGCCACGAUGCAUGAAAAGACCCAAGAACGGGCCGAACAAAACAAACAGCUCGAGGAACGUCUGGACCAUCUUACGGCUUCAAUAGAGGAACUGACGGCAGAAAGGCGUUUCUUCUUUUCUGUAGUCUACUUCCUGUUACUUUUCGUCUUCAUUUGCACCGGGUUUCGUUUUUUUUGCAGGACUUGGUCAAAGAGUCGACAUAAGAGUGAAGAGAUGGAUGAAGUACUCAGUCUCGUGAGCGAAGAGUCCACGAAAGCAGAAAAGAGACGUCGCCCGAGCGAUCAGGUCCUCAAAAUCGUGCGGUACUCUUCGAUCAACGACGACGAGAGGCACAGGAGGGCGAAGAAACGAAAAAAGAAAGCGGCCAAACGCUCCAACUCGGUGGGCAGCCUCAAAAUAAAAGAUGAAGAUUGGGCGCAAAACACGCAUCAGGUUAUAGAAGACGUGCCGUUUCUCGACGAGAAUGAUACAUUGACUCUCGAAGCUUGUACUUUUCCCAACGACUUUUCCAAAAGUGACUCUCCCGGAAGGCUCUACAUCGAAGAAGAUUCUAGUCUGCAGAUUACUGAACCUAGCGUAAAUUAUUUGAAAAGUACUCCUAGUGAGCCUGUUAAGAAGGAAAAGAAAGGAUUUAAGAAAUUCCUCAAGAAGGUUUUCUGAGAAUUUUCUGUUGGUAUACUCACUUAUUUAAAUAUAUGAUUCCGUUUUUAAAA
Leptinotarsa decemlineata (Colorado potato beetle) is the source of this 3109-nucleotide messenger RNA. Its product is annotated as SUN domain-containing ossification factor. NCBI's taxonomy places the organism in Eukaryota, Metazoa, Arthropoda, Insecta, Coleoptera, Chrysomelidae. Gene Ontology annotation, cellular component: membrane; cytoplasm. Gene Ontology annotation, biological process: protein folding in endoplasmic reticulum. The record is from RefSeq and is a predicted model, not a curated record.